Messenger RNA from Penicillium manginii, 1401 nucleotides. RefSeq lists its product as uncharacterized. The transcript is spliced from 4 exons. NCBI's taxonomy places the organism in Eukaryota, Fungi, Ascomycota, Eurotiomycetes, Eurotiales, Aspergillaceae. Bases 1 to 1401 code for a protein of 466 amino acids. Gene Ontology annotation, molecular function: amino acid transmembrane transporter activity. Gene Ontology annotation, biological process: amino acid transmembrane transport. Gene Ontology annotation, cellular component: vacuolar membrane. The record is from RefSeq and is a predicted model, not a curated record.
AUGGAUCACGACGAGAUAUCUCAUGGCCAUCGUGGCCAGCCGGAAAAUAGCACGGCCCCGACUGCUCCGACUGAAGACACCCCCAAUCGCGAUGAGGAGAAGAUGCAGCCCACCGAGGACUUUGGAGAGAGAGAUAUCAAGGUCGGAUAUAUGAACGAGGCGGACCGCCAUGUCUAUGAGAGCGGUAUUCAAAAGUUCAGCCGUCUUGGGUGGAAGCGACUUACCGUUGUCCUCAUUGUCGAGGCUAUUGCGCUGGGAAGUUUGUCCAUUCCUUCCUCAUUCGCGACCCUCGGAAUGGUGGCUGGUGUUAUUCUUACCGUUGGCCUUGGAAUUAUUGCCAUCUAUACCAGUUAUAUCAUCGGAAAGGUUAAACUGGCUUUCCCCGAGGUUGCUCAUUAUGCCGAUGCGGGUCGGCUGAUGGGAGCGCGGCUGGGUUGCCCUCGGUUCGGGUUUGAGCUUGUGAACUGGAUGCUGGCUAUCCAAUUGCUCUUCCUGACCGGAUCCCACUGUCUUACUGGUACUAUUGCCUUCCGGAACAUUACCAGCAGCGAAAUCUGCUCGGUGAUUUUCGGUGUGGUGUCUGCGAUCAUUCUCCUUCUACUCGCCGUCCCUCCUAGUUUCACCGAGAUGGCCAUCCUAGGUUAUAUUGACUUCGCCUCGAUCAUUCUCGCUAUUGGUAUUACGAUUAUUGCCACUGGAAUUGAAUCUAGUCACGAAGUCGGUGGUCUUGCGGCUGUUGAUUGGUCUGCUUGGCCGAAAGAGGUUUUGCGCUCUGCCAAUUCUCAUUCAUGGAUGAAAUGCACACCCCCCCGCGACUAUGUGAAAUCAAUCUGGGCUCUUGGUCUCAUUGAGAUCUUUAUUUACACCCUUACCGGUGCUCUCAUCUACGCCUUCGUUGGCCAGGAUGUCGGUAGCCCUGCCCUGCUCUCCGCCGGUAAUCUGGUUAGCCGUAUUGCUUUCGGAGUUGCUUUACCUGUUAUUUUUAUUUCCGGCUCGAUCAAUACCGUUGUCUUCGGACGUCUUGUCCACGGCCGUAUGUUCGCCAACUCGCCUAUCCGGUUCAUCAACACCAAGACUGGUUGGUUAACCUGGUUGGCUGUUAUCACUGUCGGUACCAUCCUUGCAUUCAUUAUUGCCGAGGUGAUUCCAUUCUUCAAUGAUUUGCUUUCGAUCUCUUCGUCGCUAUUCAUUUCUGGAUUUACCUUCUAUUUCCCCCCCAAUGAUGUGGAGGGCAGCUGGCGCGACCCUAAGAACCUCGUCACCAGCUUGGUCAACCUUGCCGUCUUCCUGAUCGGUAUGGUCAUUUUGGUUGGAGGAACUUACUCCAGUGUUGAUGAUAUUAUCAACAAGUACAAUGCCGGCACCGUUCACGGCGUUUUCACCUGCGGUUCCCCAGAAUAA